Molecule: messenger RNA, 2070 nt
Organism: Phytophthora infestans T30-4
Lineage: Eukaryota; Oomycota; Peronosporomycetes; Peronosporales; Peronosporaceae
Exons: 1
Coding region: 1-2070 (689 amino acids)
Biological process (GO): transmembrane transport; amino acid transport
Cellular component (GO): membrane
Molecular function (GO): amino acid transmembrane transporter activity
Source: RefSeq, a predicted model, not a curated record
AUGGAUCAAGAUACCAAGACGAACGGAGCCUUAUUGGCGUCACCCGCGCCGUUCUACCGACAGACUUCUUCCCCGAAGUUGGGGGGUUCGCACGUUCUAAACCUUCGGCGUCGCAGGAUCGAAAUCGAAGUGGUAGACAAAGGUCCCAAGGGCCCGACGUGGCAGUUCCCUGGGUUCGGUACUUCAGAGCAUGUACAGGUUCCUGAAUCGGGUCUGGCCGACAUCCAGGUCGAGCUGGACAAGCCUCGCACGGUUCUUGGCGAGCUUCCUGCCACUGCUAUCUGUGGCAAUGAUAUCCUAUCCAGUGUGCUGUACUCGGCGUCGUCGGUGGCUGCGAAAUCCGGCAAACUCAUGCCCAUUCCUCUGAUCAUGGUGUCAGCUGUACUGUUUUCGUUCCGCUUCAUCUACGAAGAAGUCGUUACCGCCAUCCCAUUGAAUGGAGGCACCUACAACGCUCUACUCAACACGACGUCUAAACGCACGGCCGCUGUAGCAGCGUGUCUGAGUAUUUUAUCCUACGUGGCGACGGGUGUGGUGUCCGCGACGUCGGGUGUGCGCUAUCUCAACAACCAGGUGGAGAUCCCGAUUGUCGGAUGCACGAUCAUCCUCCUUGGAGCUUUCGCUCUACUGUCAGCAUUGGGUACUGCCGAAAGCUCGCGCGUGGCUGUUGUCAUUUUCCUACACCACAUCGUCGUGCUUAGUAUCCUCUUCGUGUCGUGUGUAGUCUACGGUGUUAACCAUUCCCACAUCUUCAGUGACAAUAUGCACACGGAGUUGCCCGAGGUGGACUUUGCAGGUUCUCUACUUGAUGGUAACGUGUUCACAUCGAUUUUCUUUGGAUUCGGCGCUUCCAUGUUGGGUAUCACGGGGUUUGAAUCCUCGUCGAAUUACGUCGAGGAACAGGCCCCAGGUGUCUUCCGGAAGACUCUACGCAACAUGUGGGCACUCGUCACCUUCUUUAACAUAGGCUUGGGUGCUGGGAUCCUAGCUGUACUGCCGCUUGGAGGUGACGACGGCAUCUACGCACAUGGUGACGCCUUGCUGGCAAAAGUAGGACACGUGGCGGUGGGGAGCUGGUUCGAGACGUGGGUUUGCAUCGACGCCUUUGUUGUCCUGUGCGGCGCUGUCUUGACGUCGUACGUCGGUAUCUGUGGUCUUGUUCAACGUUUGUCAAGUGACCGAGUCCUACCGGCCUUCCUAGCUAACAAGAACAAGCUACGCGGUACCAACCACAACAUCAUCGGCAUCUACUUCGUACUUGCAUCUAGUCUCGUGUUGAUCCUGAACGCCGAUGCCUCCACCGUCAAUGGAGUCUACACGUACGCCUUCCUUGGACUUAUGGCCAUGUUCUCGUGUGCCUGUAUGUUACUUAAAGGCAAACGCUCCGAGAUCCCACGAGACAUCCACGCGUCGUGGACAGUCGUUAUCGUCGGGUUCCUGCUGGUCGUAGUGGGCAUUUUCGCGAACCUACUGGGCGAUCCAUCCGUGCUCAUGUAUUUCGCUAUCUACUUCAUGGUCGUCAUGCUCGUAAUCUUCGUCAUGUUCGAGCGUGUCACGAUCCUUCGCGUUGUUCUGGUGUUUCUGCAGAGUGUGGCGCCGUCUCGUAUGGGGAAGGAGACUAUCAUUGGCAUGGUGGACGACGGUACACCGGAAGUGGAGCACACUGGUGCACGUGGUGGACGCACGAUUGCGCGUACGAUUAUCAGUAUCCGCAACGCGCCUAUUGUCUUCUUCUGCAAGGUGCCCGACCUGACUAUUAUCAACAAGGCAAUUAUCUAUGUGCGUCGUAACGAACAGACCCACACGCUUCGUAUCGUGCACGUAUUUGCGGAUGAGGAAGCCGAUGCACCGAUACUUGCGACGUUCCGCGAGAUGGCUGCGUUGUUCGACAGCAUGUAUCCGAAGAUCCGUAUCGACUUUGUGUCAGUGCACGGAGAAUUCGGUCCGGCGAUGAUCGAGUGGCUGUCGCGCUCGAUGAACGUGCCACGUAACAUGAUGUUCAUCACGCAGCCAGACAUUUUAUCGGCAGAGCGUGUGUCGACGGCCGGUGUGCGCGUGAUCACUGCGUAG